Mercenaria mercenaria is the source of this 2368-nucleotide messenger RNA. RefSeq lists its product as uncharacterized. The transcript is spliced from 2 exons. The coding region runs from base 55 to 1641 and encodes 528 amino acids. Lineage: Eukaryota; Metazoa; Mollusca; Bivalvia; Venerida; Veneridae. The record is from RefSeq and is a predicted model, not a curated record.
CGUUUUAUCUUUCAAGAUACAUGACUUUCUUUAGAACCCGAGGUUAAGAAUACAAUGGCAAGUUAUGAUUCUAAUCAAAAUAAUUCCAAUAACAAAUAUGUACAUGGACAAUCUAACACAGACGUAAAAAUCGAUAGUAAUAUUUUAAAUGCAAACUGUCGGAUUCAUACCAGCAAACAGUUCAAAUCUUUUUGUGUGGAUCAUGAUGAAUUGGUGUGUGAGGAAUGUGUUUAUUAUGAUCACAGAACAUGUGUUAAAAUUGUUGACUUAGACAGAGUGUCAGAGGGUGUUAAGCAAUGUCAAGAAUACAAAGAUUCAACUGCACGCCUACAUAAUCUGAAAGAUGAUCUUGAAAAAUUAAAAGUGGCAAGAGAAAAUGAUAAAAUCAGAAUUGGCGGGGAAAGAAAGAAAAUCGAGAAUAAAAUGCAAGAAGCUGCAGAGAAUGUCAAAGCCACUGUGGCAAAAUUGUUACAAGAAGGUAAUAAAAAUCUGGACAGUAAAUACAAGGAAUUUGAAGGAGAUAUUGACUGUGAAUUAAAGGUUCUUGAACAGUCAUUAGCCAACGUGACUCAAGCCAUUGAGGGUCUUCAAGAAGAUGGGAAAGAUGCUUUCAUUAAAAUGAAAACAAACAGAAACAUACAAACAGAUGCAAAGGAAACAAUUAAAACUAUAUCUGAGCAUGUGAGAAAGGAAACGAUGAAAUAUACUGUAAACAGCACAUUUGAAACAGCUUCCACUCAGACGGAGCUCGGAAGACUUUCAUUUGAAAAUGAAAAUCUUCCACCAAGACCAAGGCUGUUUCAUGAAGUAUGUGAAUAUGACGCGAAUCUACAAGGAACGUAUGAUGUUAACAUGAAGAAGGAUUUAGUUCCUUGUUUCAUUUUAGACUCUUGUCUUCUCAACGAUGGAUCCAUGGUACUUACAGAUCUUGCUCAUAACUUGAUACUUAGUAUUGACAAGUCAUACAAAAUAGCCGCAUCCUGUGAAGUUCUUGGCGAACCCUGGGGUGUCUGUUCAACCAGCAAUAAAGAAGUUGCCGUCACCUUAAUUGGUAAACAAAUGGUUCAAUUUGUUCAUAUAGCUGAGUUCAUGGAAUUGACACAUGCCUUCAAAGUCAGUAAGGCAUGUCGCGGAAUACUCUUCAAAGAUGGGAACCUGUUUGUGUGUUGUGGUGGUGGAUCAACCUACUGGCGUGCAUUUAUGGAGGGUUCAGGUGAGAUAAGGGUAUAUAAUCUACACGGAAUACUUCUUAAAACCUUCCAAACUGAUGAAAAUGGUAAACGUUUGUUUGGACGUCCAAGGGACAUAAUUCUAAACCCAGAAAACAAUCUCUUCUAUAUAACAGAUGAAACAAAUGGAGUUAUCAUUCUUAACAGGCGUGGUCAAAAGCUUUCCACGAUAACAGAUAAAAAUCUUACAGCAGCUAGAGGGAUCACGUUCGACAACAGGGGUCAAUUGUUUGUUGGCUGUUUCAAAUCCAACCAUGUCCUUCUGUUUGACGGAGAAGGAGUUCUUAUACAUAUACCUGUAACCAACACAAUGGGUGAUGUGUCGGUCAGAUCACUAUGUCUUAAAGCAGAAAACCUUGUAAUAACAGGUCACAAUAAUACCAUACAGGUCUUUGACUUGGUUAGAAGAUAAUAAACAGAUAGCGCUGCUAGAACAGGGUGAUCCAUAAUAUAUAAUAACAUAACAGCUUUAAUAGCUUUGUCAGUUUUUACAAUAAUCUAUAUUGUAAUAUACAUUACAUCAGCAUACAUGCUUUGAUUUGUCUUUUUUUCAUGCGAAUUUAUUUAAUCGAAAGAUACCUUACAAAGUUAUUUUCCCAGUCUUACAGUAACUUGUCAUUCAAACAACGUUUUUAUUACCUCUCAAGAGCUUAGCGAGUAUAACACAGCAACGCUGAAAAACACUUGAACGCGAAGAGCGAAUUAUGUUUUAAAUGAGUAAAGCAAAAAUGCCGUUUAACACAGCAACGCUGAAAAACACUUGAACGCGAAGAGCGAAUUAUGUUUUAAAUGAGUAAAGCAAAAAUGCCGUUUAACACAGCAACGCUGAAAAACACUUGAACGCGAAGAGCGAAUUAUGUUUUAAAUGAGUAAAGCAAAAAUGCCGUUUAACACAGCUACGCUGAAAAACACUUGAACGCGUAGAGCGAAUUAUGUUUUAAAUGAGUAAAGCAAAACAGCCGUACUGCGUUCUUUUUUCAUGAUCCUAUGUUAUGCAUAGAAGUUAUUGCAAAUAAGUGUCAUGCAAAAAUAUCAUCUAAAAUAAAUAAUAUUUAUUGUAACACAAAUAUAAAACAUACUGGGAGGGAUUUUGAAUGAGAUUUUGAUAAAUGCUGCAUGUUAAACAAUUUCCUAUAUGU